Hibiscus syriacus is the source of this 930-nucleotide messenger RNA. Its product is annotated as putative clathrin assembly protein At1g25240. Gene Ontology annotation, molecular function: 1-phosphatidylinositol binding; phosphatidylinositol-4,5-bisphosphate binding; clathrin heavy chain binding. Bases 1 to 930 code for a protein of 309 amino acids. NCBI's taxonomy places the organism in Eukaryota, Viridiplantae, Streptophyta, Magnoliopsida, Malvales, Malvaceae. The record is from RefSeq and is a predicted model, not a curated record. The transcript has a single exon. Gene Ontology annotation, biological process: clathrin coat assembly; vesicle budding from membrane; clathrin-dependent endocytosis. Gene Ontology annotation, cellular component: clathrin-coated vesicle; clathrin-coated pit.
AUGAGCAUGUUGAGGAGGGCCGCCGCUGGUAUCGAAGACGUGAAAUGCCUAGUUGUGGCCUAUUUUUCUGCUAGAGUAUCGCAUCGGAAUCAUGAUUUUGUGGCUGCCAUCGUUAAGGCCACAAGUCAUGACGAACGCACCGUCGUUAGAAGGAACGCGGAAAUAGUUCUCGAGUGGAUUCGAGAUUCUCCGAAUAACCUAUACCAUUUUGUCCGGGCUUUGAGUAAAAGGAUGGAGAAGACGAGGAGUUGGGUGGUGGCGAUCAAAGGGUUGAUGCUAGUGCACAAACUUGUUCGUUGUAGGGUCCCGGGUGUUAAAAAGAUGGGUCGUUUACCGUUUGAUUUGUCGAGGUUCAGCGACGGGCAUUCGAGGUUAAGCAAAACAUGCUGUUUUAAUCUUUUUGUUCGUCGGUACUAUGCAUUUCUCGAUGAAAGAGGUGCCAUUUGGGUCGAGGAUGAAAACGGAAAUGCCGAGGAUAGUCCAUUGAUGGUUCAGCAGCUGUUGAAGCUUCGGAAACGGCAACUUUUGCUCGAUAUGUUGCUUAAGAUUAGGCCACGAGCGGAUAACAUGAAGGUCCCUUUAAUUUUCGAAGCCAUGGAUUGUGUUGUCGUCGAGGUCUUCGAUGUUUAUAGUAGCAUACGCAGUGAGAUUGCAAAGGUACUAUUGGAAGUACAUUCACUAGGUAAACCAGAAGCAGCCACGGCCCUUGAGAUUCUUCGGAAGGCAAAGAGACAAGUUGAAAAACUUUCUCGAUUUCUCGAAUUCUGUAAGGAAUACGGUGUUUCGAAAGCCAACGAAGCCGUCACAGUUUUCGAGAUUCCGGCGGAAUAUGUCAAAGAACUCGAAAGAAGAAUCGAUGAGGUUUCAGAGGCCAUUGCCGAACAUGGAGAAACAACAGAAACUUUCACACAGAUUGGAGGUUCUCCAUGA